CCAAACCACAUAAAUUGCUCAAAACGACAAAGUUUAGCACCAAAACGACGUCGUCUCGAAUCUACUGAAACGUGACGAAUCAUCUCCUCCUCCUCAUCAUUGAAUACAAAAUUGGAGAAAACCUAUCCACUCCAAUGGUGGAUUGAACUUCAAUUUAAUUAAUUAUUUUAUUAAUUGCACUCAAUCCUCAUCAGCUGCAGAAAUACAGCCCCUCUUUCUUUUGCCCAAUAAAAAAAGGUUAAACAAUUUAAACACUCUUCUUCGCCAACGAUGGCUUCUAUAACAACACCCAUCUCGCAAUCCCAAUUCAAGAAACCUCAGCUAUCGAUCUUGAAAACGCCCAAAUCCCAAUUUUUGUCGCUGCCCAUGUCGAGUUUUGCGCCGGUGAAGAAGGCGGCGGCGAGGAUGGUGGUGGUUUCAGCCACGACGGCGGCGGAGAAGCCGAAGAAAAGGUACCCCGGCGAGGCGAAGGGUUUCGUGGAGGAGAUGAGAUUUGUGGCUAUGAAACUUCACACAAAGGACCAAGCUAAGGAAGGAGAGAAGGAGCCAAAGGGUCAACCUAUUGCUAAAUGGAACCCUAGUUUUGAGGGUUACUUGCAGUUCUUGGUUGACAGUAAGCUGGUUUACGAUACCCUCGAGCGGAUUGUCGACAAAGCCGCGUUUCCCGAGUAUGCAGAAUUCAGGAACACGGGGCUAGAGAGAUCGGAAAGUCUAGCGAAAGAUCUCGAAUGGUUCAAGCAACAAGGCCACGGGAUUCCGGAACCUUCUUCUCCCGGGAUUAGCUACGCCGAGUACCUCGAGGAGUUGUCUGAGAAAGAUCCUCAGUCUUUCAUUUGCCAUUUCUAUAACACGUACUUCGCCCACACGGCAGGUGGCAGGAUGAUUGGUAGAAAGGUAGCGGAGAAGAUUCUCGAUGGGAAGGAAUUGGAGUUCUACAAAUGGGAUGGUGAGCUGUCGCAACUAUUGCAGAAUGUCCGAGAUAAGCUCGAUCGAGUUGCUCAAAGCUGGAGUAGGGAGGAGAAGGACCAUUGCCUAGAAGAAACUGAGAAAUCAUUCAAGUUUUCGGGGCAAAUUCUUCGUCUCAUACUUUCUUGAUGCGGGCCCCCGACACCCCACCCCCCGUUUUAUUUCGUCCACGUCUAUUUUAAGGUUGUAACUUGUAAGUUGUAAUUACUCUUAAAUUUCCCGAACCCCGUUCAAGAUUCCGUUUCUUGUGUACAUAAUUUUACUCUGUUUUUUAUUUAUGAUUAAACUUUGUGCCUGUUGAUUAUUACCAUA
Molecule: messenger RNA, 1278 nt
Organism: Erythranthe guttata (spotted monkey flower)
Lineage: Eukaryota; Viridiplantae; Streptophyta; Magnoliopsida; Lamiales; Phrymaceae
Product: heme oxygenase 1, chloroplastic-like
Biological process (GO): heme oxidation; phytochromobilin biosynthetic process
Molecular function (GO): heme oxygenase (decyclizing) activity
Source: RefSeq, a predicted model, not a curated record